Molecule: messenger RNA, 2406 nt
Organism: Penicillium chermesinum
Lineage: Eukaryota; Fungi; Ascomycota; Eurotiomycetes; Eurotiales; Aspergillaceae
Gene: prp28
Product: mRNA splicing protein PRP28
Exons: 3
Coding region: 1-2406 (801 amino acids)
Biological process (GO): mRNA splicing, via spliceosome
Cellular component (GO): catalytic step 2 spliceosome
Molecular function (GO): RNA helicase activity; RNA binding; ATP binding
Source: RefSeq, a predicted model, not a curated record
AUGGAGGGAGGUAAUACCAACGGCUUUGGAGGGGCCGCUCCAGCUUCCCCCCAAAGGCCGCCUUCACCACCCCCGCCGCCUCCAUUGGAAUCUGGCGUACCACCCCCUCCACCUCCGGACAUGAACCCACCAGCGCCUCCUCCGGACAUGAACCCACCAGCGCCUCCUCCGGACAUGAACCCACCAGGACUUCCUGUGGAAACGAAAAGACAGAAACAGGGAUGGGGUACUAAGAAAUCAUCUGGUCAAGCUAAAAAUGCAGAUGAGAUCUUGCGCGCGAAGAAAGAACGUGAUGAUGCUGCUUCCAAGCCGAAAUUCUUAUCAAAGAAAGAACGCGAGAGGAUCGCGCUUGAGAAACGGGCUGCCGAGGUUGCAGCUGCGCAGAAGCCCAAGGAUGAUAGGAUGAAGUUUGGGGAGACCAAAGCUGCAGGUUCCAGCAUAGCGAGAUACAACAACGCGAAGCAUGAUGAUAUGAUACAAGACAGCCGAUCCUCCGGUGAAAGAGCCCCCACUGGCCCUCGGGCCAUGCGUGACAAUUACGACGAGCGAUCUAGAAAUGACCGUAUGCUCCCAUCUCCCCCUCCAGCUUCCGGGAAAGAAAAACGUGGCUCGAAGGCAGAGAAGUGUCUCGCGGAAGAGGACGAAACGGUUGCACAAGCAAAAAUGGUCCGACAGUACUACUUGGGAUCGGAACAGACCUCAAAUUUCUCAGUGAAGAAGCGAAAGCGGGGAGCCGCCGACAAAUUCAAUUUCGCGUGGAGCGCUGACGAGGACACGAGUCGCGACUACAAUCCCCUUUACCAGCACAAACAUGAGGCAAACUUCUUCGGGCGAGGCAGGCUGGCAGGCUUCGGUGACGAUGUUGUAGAUCAACAGGCGCAGAGGUACGCACGGGCCCUGGAAACGAGAGAUCAUGAGUCGGGUGAAAUGCGCGCAAAGGAGGUCCUCGAGAUGGAGCGACGCCGUCGCGAGGAGGAUAAGCGUACCCAGAUCGACAAGCACUGGAGCCAGAAAGCUCUCAAAGAUAUGCGCGAGCGAGACUGGCGGAUCUUCAAAGAAGAUUUCGAGAUUUCUACCAAGGGAGGCAGCGUGCCCAAUCCGAUGCGCUCUUGGGCUGAGAGUGGAUUGUCAAAUCGCGUGCUGGAACUAGUUGAACAGGUCGGAUACAAAGAUCCGACGCCCAUUCAGCGUGCCGCAAUUCCUACUGCCCUCGAAUCUCGUGAUCUUAUUGGUGUUGCCCAGACAGGUUCCGGUAAAACUGCAGCUUUCAUACUUCCUCUUCUCAUGUACAUCAUGACGUUACCACGUUUUACAGAAGAGCCCUGGCGUAUUGCCGAAGGCCCAUACGCUAUUGUCCUGGCUCCGACCCGUGAGUUGGCCCAGCAGAUCGAAAGUGAAACAAUGAAGUUCACUGGACCUCUUGGUUUCAAGGUCGUCAGUAUCGUCGGUGGCCACUCCAUCGACGAACAAAACUACAAUCUCCGUAACGGCGCGGAAAUUAUCAUUGCUACCCCUGGUCGUCUGGUCGAUUUUCUCGAAAGACGUAUGCUAGUCCUUAACCAAUGUUGCUACGUGAUCAUGGAUGAAGCCGAUCGUAUGAUCGAUAUGGGGUUCGAAGACCCCGUGAAUAAGAUCCUGGACGCGCUCCCUGUGACCAAUGAAAAGCCUGACACCGAUGAAGCCGAGAACUCGCUCGCUAUGCGCCGAUACCGAUACCGCCAGACAAUGAUGUACACUGCCACCAUGCCUGCAGCUGUCGAACGAAUUGCCCGAAAGUAUUUGCGACGACCGGCCGUCAUCAGCGUCGGCAAUGUGGGUGAAGCCGUCGAUACAGUCGAGCAACAUGUCGAGUUGAUCACCGGCGAAGAAAAGCGCAAGAAACGACUUGCCGAGAUCCUAGGCUCUCGCACCUUCAGGCCACCGAUCAUCGUCUUCGUCAAUAUCAAGCGCAACUGUGAUGCUGUUGCCCGCGACAUCAGGCACAUGGGCUUCUCAGCGGUUACCCUCCAUGGUUCCAAAACCCAGGAACAGCGUGAAGCCGCCCUUGCUGCCCUCCGUAACGGUCAAGCGGAAAUUCUCGUUGCAACAGAUCUUGCUGGACGAGGUAUCGAUGUACCCGAUGUGUCACUCGUCAUCAAUUUCAACAUGGCGUCUUCCAUUGAGACCUACACCCACCGUAUCGGUCGUACCGGUCGUGCGGGCAAGAGUGGUGUCGCUAUCACAUUCCUGGGCAAUGAAGACGCUGAUGUCAUGUACGAUCUCAAGCAAAUGCUCGCUAAAUCUCCCAUUUCCCGCGUGCCGGACGAGCUUCGCAGGCACGAAGCAGCUCAAUCUAAGCCCACACGAGGCCAUGGGAAGAAGAUCGAGGACAGCUCCGGUGCGGGUGGAAAGGGAGGCUGGCCAUAG